GAAGUCACUGGGGGGUGGUCCCAGUCACUCAGGUGACAGCAGGGGGGGACAGUCCUUCUGAAGUCACGGUGGGGGUGGCAUCCCAGUCCCUCGGUGACAGUGGGGGGAGUCCCGUUCCCGCGAUGCUCCUUCAGCCCCUCAUGGCGGGGGUGGGGCGGGGCCUCUCCCCUCACGACGGGGCUCUCGCGCCGCCUGCACGUGCCCUCCUCACGCUGCGCAUGCGCGAGGCUCCUCCGCCCCGCCCACCAGGCUCCCUGAGCCCGCCAAAGCGGCGCGCRCCCAUUGGCUGCCUCUUUCCCGGUCGUCCCGCGUGACGGGCGUCGCCAUGGCAACCGGCCAAUGGGCAGCGCGCGCGUGACGAGCGGGUGGGCGGGGCUCCGGCGGCGGCAGCGCGCGCGCUUUUUCGGCCGCUGCUUCGGCCCUGGCGGGCGCCGGAGCCGCCGCCAUGAGCGGGGCCGGGGCCGGGGCGGACGGGCCGUCCCCGGCCAAGCUCCGCCGCCUGGACACGCCCACCGGGAAGGGACCUGCCGCUGCCGUUACCCGCGGGGAGACGGCCCGUUCCCCCAUCCCCGCCGGAGGUCGUGGUGAGGGCCGCGGCGCGCGCGCGCGGGUCGACGGGUCCGGGCAUGCGCGGGGCUGUGGAAAGCGUGCGCGCGCGCCCUCUGGCGGCAGUCCGGAGAUCGCGGCUUCGGCCGGGGAAGGGCUGGACAACCCCGGGGAGGGGCUGGACAGGCCCGGGGAGGGCACGGUGGGGCCGAAAACCACCGGAGAGGCCAUGGGCAUCCUGGAGACCACCGAGGAGGCCAAGGGGWGCCUGGAUACCUCCAUCACCGACUGCAUGGAGCAGGAAAAAGAGGGCCUGGAGACCACUGGUGGGCUUAAAGGGAGUGUGGAGACCAUCAAUCAAUGCAAAGGGAGCCUGGAGACCACCAGUACCGAUGGCUUGCAUAAAGGGUGUUUGGAGACCACCAGUGAGGCCAUGGGGGAUGUGGAAAUUGCCGUCACACAUUCCCUGGAGCAGGAUGAGAGUGUCCUGGAGACUCCCAUGGAAUCCAAUGGAAGCCUGGACACCACCGGAGAGGCCAUGGGCGGUCUGGAGACCACCAGCGAGGUUACAGGGAGCCUUGGGAGCACCAAUGGGCGCAAAGGGAGCCUGGAGACAGCCGUCACUCGCUGCUUGGAGCAAGGGAGAAGGAGCAAGGAAGGCCUGGAGACAGCCAGCAAGAUCCUGGAGAGCACGGAGAAUGAUGCUUCCCCUGGUGGGGGCCUGAAAAACACCAGCAGGCGCAAGGGGAAGACCCCUGUGAGGCCCAAGGGGAGUGUGGAGACUGCUGGUACCCAGUGCUUGGAUUGGGAGGGGAAGGGGGGCCUGGAGACCACCAGYGAAGUCUUGGUGGGCACAGAGACCACCAGGGAGGACACAGAGAGCCUGGAGACCACCAUCAUUGGCCACGUGAAGCGGAACAGAGAGCAGAAAGGGGGCCUGGAGACCACCACGGAGCCCGAGGAGGGCCUGGAGCCCACCCCCACAGCCUGUGUGGGGCARAGCCGGGGUGGCCCUGGGCUCCCAGACCUCGUGGGGGUCCCAGAACCCGCGGGGGUCCCGGUUCCCAAGGAGCAGGUGGCCGAGGAGAGCGCGGUGAUCUCCCUGGGCGAGGAUGAAGACGAKGAGGAGGAGGAGGAGCGGGAYGAAGGGCCGGCGCGGUACCUGGCRGCRYUGGAGGCCGUGCAGCUGGAGCUGGAGGCCGUGGAGGAGGAGGCAGCUCGAGCCUUCCGCCGUCUCCGCACCCGCUUCUGCCUCCGCCGCCGGCCACACCUGCAGCGCCGCAACCGCCUCAUCCAGCACAUCCCCGGCUUCUGGGUCACCGCCUUYCUGAACCACCCGCAGCUCUCGGCCAUGAUCAGCGACCGCGACGAGGAUGCGCUGAGCUACAUGACGAGUUUGCAGGUGGAGGAGUUCGGCCAGAGCCGCCCCGGGUGCCGCAUCCGGUUCUUCUUCAGCGUCAACCCGUAUUUCCAGAACGAUGUCGUGGCCAAGGAGUUCAUACGCGGCCCCUCCGGUCACCUGGUGUCCCACUCGACCCCGAUCCGGUGGUGGCAGGGGCAGGACCCCCGUUCUCGCCCCAACAAGGGCACCCCAGCCCCCCGCAGCUUCUUCGCGUGGUUUGGGGACCACAGUUUCCCUGCGGGGGACCGUGUGGCUGAGAUUAUCAAGGAGGAGCUUUGGCCCAACCCACUCCAGUUCUACCUGCUGGGGGAGGGCGCUGAGGGACCCCCUGACAGUGAGAGUGGCGAGGACUGUGUGGUGAUCCUGGAUGACGAYGAGGAUGUGCAGGAGAUCCCGGACGAUGGGGACGGCAGUGGCGUCGAAGAGGUCCCAACUGAGGAGCCCCCCAACCCCCCCGUGGGACAGAAAGACUCCAACAGGGGCAGAAUCUAAUUGGGGGUGGAAUUUGGGGGUGCUGCACAUCUCCUCCCCCUCUGUCCCCCCCAGCAUUGCGGGUAAUGAGGGGCUGGGGGCCCCCAACACAGCUCAGGGUGUUUGAAGGCCUUUCAAUCCCCCCCCUUCCCCCCAAACCUUUCAUGACCCCCUCCCAGGGACCCCCAAUCUCCCCAGCUCCAUCACCUGGGGGGUGGGGGGGGGUCCCCCCAAAUCCCUCCCCAAGACACACCACCCACCAGGGAAAAAAAACAACCAUUUCCUGACCAUUUUUGUACAUUUUGGGUUAAAAACUUGUAAAAUUUUCUUUUUUUAUCUAAAAAUAUAUUAUAAUAAAGAGAAAGUUUUAACAGAG
This is a messenger RNA of Malurus melanocephalus (red-backed fairy wren), 2795 nucleotides long. Its product is annotated as testis-specific Y-encoded-like protein 1. The transcript is spliced from 7 exons. Gene Ontology annotation, biological process: nucleosome assembly. The record is from RefSeq and is a predicted model, not a curated record. Bases 446 to 2440 code for a protein of 664 amino acids. Gene Ontology annotation, cellular component: chromatin; nucleus. NCBI's taxonomy places the organism in Eukaryota, Metazoa, Chordata, Aves, Passeriformes, Maluridae. Gene Ontology annotation, molecular function: chromatin binding; histone binding.